AUGAACAUGCUCUUCACAUGGGACACGACUGAUCUGUGCAUCGUCUUCAAAGGCUGGCACAUCUCCGGCACCGGCACGCUUAUUCUCAGCCUGCUAGCUAUCGUGCUGAUGACCGCGGGAUAUGAGGCGGUCCGCGAGGCGAGCAGACGGUACGAUGCGCAUGCGAAGAAGAUAGAAGAGGGCAGGAGGGGUGGAGAUGAUUUAUCGAGUAAGCCUCACAUACCUCCCACUUUCCUUUCACGUUCAGCAAGAGCCGGAUGUAUACAUUAUAAGACCUGGGUAUGGGUGUAG
Didymosphaeria variabile is the source of this 291-nucleotide messenger RNA. RefSeq names its product copper transpport protein (gene CTR2). Gene Ontology annotation, biological process: copper ion transmembrane transport. Gene Ontology annotation, molecular function: copper ion transmembrane transporter activity. The coding region runs from base 1 to 291 and encodes 96 amino acids. The transcript is spliced from 2 exons. The record is from RefSeq and is a predicted model, not a curated record. Lineage: Eukaryota; Fungi; Ascomycota; Dothideomycetes; Pleosporales; Didymosphaeriaceae. Gene Ontology annotation, cellular component: membrane.